This is a messenger RNA of Oncorhynchus gorbuscha (pink salmon), 3136 nucleotides long. RefSeq names its product nectin-2-like. The transcript is spliced from 10 exons. The record is from RefSeq and is a predicted model, not a curated record. Bases 461 to 1996 code for a protein of 511 amino acids. Lineage: Eukaryota; Metazoa; Chordata; Actinopteri; Salmoniformes; Salmonidae.
UUCCGUUUUGGAUAACACAAUCUUUUAAAAAGUAUAAUUCCUAAAGAUUGUCAUACUUUAGGGAGUUUCCAAACUUACAGCCACAUAUCGUUUGAUUUCAAGGAAUUGUGACGUUGCCUAGGGAUAGUCUAUGACAUCACAACCAGUCACCCAGUAGAGAUCUCUCCGCAGUGUGGAAAUAGUUGGUAGAGCACACGCAAUCCAAGCCAUCUUUUUAGCUACCAAAGCAAUAUACAUUUGUGAGUUUCUUGUCCGCAUCGCUUGGACCAAUUGGAUAGGAUUUUUUUAUUAAUUUUAACGGGCUCCGACAGAAGCGCAGUCAGUGAAGGACGUUUGAAAACGAACGGUCUGAAUGAUUGACUUCUGAUUAGUUCAGGAUUAAAUUCAAACCGGGAAAAGACACGGAUAGAGGUUUUGUUUUACCAACGACAUAAGAUUAAUUUGGAUCAGCACAGACAGCAUGGCGAGAGAGGACGCUCGGAAUAAGCAUGACUUCACAAAAAUCAUCGGACUGUUCAGCGUGGUCACGUUGCUGACUUUUCAAGGGGCAUUGUCUCAGCAGGUGAAGGUGGAACCGGAAGUGAUGUCCUACCCCAGCCAGGCGGUCAACCUGAGGUGUGCCUUCGCAGAUGCUGGAGUGAUACAGCUCACACAGGUGUCCUGGAUCUAUGAGCCGAAGGAGGGCGAGCGGCUCAACAUCGCCGUGUACCACCCUAACUUUGGGGCAAGUUACCCCACAUCGCCCCUGAAGGGGCGGGUCCGCUUCACGACAGAGCCCCCCUCCCUCAGCAACCCCUCCAUCCAGAUCUCAGACGUCAAGAUGAGUGACGAGGGGAAAUACAUCUGUGAAUACGCCACCUACCCCAGUGGCAACGAACAGGGUGUCACCUCCCUCGUCAUGCUAGCCAAACCCAGGAACUCUGCCUCCGGGGUAACAGUGAUAGCCUCCACUGUCGCCACGGGAGCCAAGCCGGUUGUUGUGGCCCGCUGUGCGUCGGCCGACGGUCGUCCUGCCGCCCAGAUCGCUUGGGUGACGGCUGUCAAUGGCAACGCUACCUCCGCCUCUACGGCGGGCGCUGACAACACCGUGACGGUAUCCAGCCAGUACAUGCUGGUUCCCACAGCAGCAGACAACGGCAAAGACAUCAGCUGUUUGGUGUCCCAUCGAACCCAGGCCAAGCCUGAGAGCUUCCUGAUGAAACUGGCCAUCGAAUACCCCCCACAGGUGACCAUCGUGGGCUAUGAUAAUAACUGGUACAUGGGUCGGACCAACGUGGCUCUGACCUGUCAGGCUACUGCCAACCCCAUUCCUACCACCAUCACAUGGAAAACUAUGUCCGGUCAGAUGCCAGACACAGUGCAGGUAAAAGAAAACGUGCUGACCGUGCUGAAGGUGGAUGAGCAGGCCAACACAACCUUCGUCUGCGAGGUCAAGAACCGCCUGGGCACCGGCAAGGACCAGGUCACUGUUAUGGUCCGAGGUACUCGACUGCCAGUGAAGGGCCCCACUACAAGCGGUGUUAUAGGAGGGCUCAUUGGGGUGGUUCUGCUGCUGGCCAUUAUCGGCAGUGUUGUGGUCUUGGUCCGCAAAAAACGCAACCAGCACAAUGGAGAUGGUCCACCCAAGUACAAGCCCCCUCCCCCUAACAAGCAGCAGACUACCACCAGCAGCUCUUCUGAUACGCUGAACACCAGUCGAGACCCUGUGGAGAGAAAGGAUGGAUCCGUGGACCACCUGUACUACGCUCCGCAGGAUGCCGAGCCCAGCACAGACCUGGAUGCGUGCAGUGAUGAGGAAUACAAUUGUGAUGCGGAGGAGUUGCGCUACGCUGACGCCCCUUCUGGCUGGGAUGAACCCAGGCUGAACGAAGUCCCGCCCCUGUACGCCCCCAACCAGUACAAGCCCAAUGAUUACCAUGACAACGAGGAGGACCACCCCCCUGCCGCCGGUGCGACUCGUGGAGAGAGCUUUGUGUCCCAGGCCAUGUUUGUGUGAAGACAUUGGGAGACAUUGGAAGUGUGUGUGGGACUAAACCUGUUUGUACGUGAAGAACAUCGGACACUGGAUGUGUGUGUCUGUGGGAUAGCUGCGGUGUGUGGUGGUUGUAGUCAUUGCCAUCCAAUCAGUAUCUCCAAUCUAGAAUUUUACAUUGUGAACUAAAGUGAGUGAAUGUAUUGGGUUCUAAUAACGGGAAUCAUGUUUUUAAAAGGGGGAUCUGCUUUACCGUUAAAAUGCUGUGUAAGUAAGACACAACAUAAAAGAACACUAACUUUUAUUGGGGUUCGUUGAAACUCCUUUGAAUGUUGUGGUUAAAGUCCCAUGUGUACAGUAAGUGUGUGAGAUUGUUUAAUAGGCACAGAUCCAGGGCCAGCUGACCCUCUUUGAAUCUUAACCAUUACCAUUAGGGGAUGACCUUGGAUCAGAUCCGUGUGUAUUGAUAGCUCCACCGUACUUUGGAAUGUAGAUGGGCUCUGGGGUCAGGAGACUGGUACAUUACUCUGAGCUAAAGGCAGUAGGAUGAUGUUGCCUAUAGACACUGUUGUAAGGUCAGUUGUGUGUUUUACUACCUAAGGAUUAUGUUUAAGGUUUUACAUAAUGUAAUCUGAUCCUAGAUCUGUGUCUAAAAUACAAUUCUGGAUUCCUGGAGCCCAAUACAAGCCAUAAGAGAGGGACAAUCAAUUGCCUGAACAAAAAUUUAACAAUGUAAGUUACUUACAAUCUUGUAUAUAUAAAAAGGAAAUCUCUGUUACCUUUUAACAUUGACGUGUCUAAACAUUGAUGAUUUGUGCCUGUUCGCUCAGGAUUUAAAAGCUCUAUUCACAUGCUCUACCACAGUAUGUUGGUUACAGAAUGUACUACGUAGGCCACUGUUGAAAAGUCCAAUAUUGUCAGGGUCUAGGUUUUUAUACAAUUUCAGGGUCUUCUUCUCUAUACAAUCACUUAAUUGUUAAACCAGAUGUGCCUAUUUUUGUCGCAUGUCAGAUUAUAAAAUGUGAAUCAAACAGAAUUCUGAAUGAUUUUGUCAUGCUUUGUAACAGAUUAAAUGUACCUGUUUUUACUGCGCUAUGUAUGUUUUUAAUAAAGCAAAGCCUGAUGCGCUGGUUACUUGAUGAUUCAUUAAACAUUUAAACUGUG